CCUCUUUUGCGUCUUUGCAGAGUUCGUGUGGAGUACUACGUGAAUGAAAACACAUUUAAAGAAAGACUGCAACUCUAUUUCAUUAAGAAUCAGCGUUCAAGCUUACGCAUACGAAUUGCCGAUUUAUUCCUUAAGUUACUGUCGUGUGUUCUGUACAUAAUACGUGUGAUAUUGGAUAAGAAUCCAACAUUUAUAACUUGCUAUGGCUGCGAGGUGGGCAAUAAGACAGAGUUCAUCAUUUCGGCCAAACUCACGGAGGAGGAGUUCCAAGAGAGUCCGAUCAUCAACUGGGAUGCCAUACUCUGGGUGAACCGGCCCACGGUGCUCUGGGUCCUGCAGCUGCUCCUAGCCAUGGUGUCGCUAACGCAAUCCCUGGUUCUCACAUAUCUAGGCUAUAAGGGCAACAUUUGGCAGCAGAUACUCUCAUUUCACUUUAUACUAGAAUUAGUAACGACAAUACCCUUUGCACUAACGAUCGUUCAUCCUCCACUACGGAAUCUCUUCAUUCCCAUCUUCCUCAACUGCUGGCUGGCCAAGCGCUCGCUGGAGAACAUGUUUAAUGACCUUCAUCGGGCCAUGCAGAAGUCUCAGUCGGCUCUGUCCCAGCAGCUGACCAUCCUGUCGGCCACGCUGCUCUGUUUGGUGUUUACCAGCGUUUGCGGCAUCCAGCACUUCCAGCGGGCUGGCCAUCGGCACUUGAACCUGUUCCAGAGCACGUACUAUGUGGUUGUGACCUUCUCCACAGUGGGCUACAGCGACUUUGUUCCGGACAUUUGGCCCUCCCAGCUGUACAUGGUCAUCAUGAUUUGUGUCGCCCUCAUUGUGCUGCCCACGCAGUUCGAACAGUUGGCCUUCACCUGGAUGGAGCGCCAGAAACUGGGCGGCAGCUACAGCUCGCACCGCACCCAGAGCGAGAAGCAUGUGGUCGUGUGCUCGACCACCCUACACGCGGACACCAUCAUGGACUUCCUCAACGAGUUCUACGCCCAUCCCCUGCUGCAGAACUUCUACGUGGUGCUGCUCAGUCCCAUGGAGCUGGACACGACGAUGCGGAUGAUAUUACAGGUGCCGAUUUGGGCGCAGCGUGUGAUCUAUAUUCAGGGCUCUUGUCUGAAGGACGGCGACCUGGCCCGGGCUCGCAUGAACGAGGCGGAGGCGUGCUUCAUCCUUGCGGCCAGGAACUAUGCGGACAAAACGGCCGCGGACGAGCACACCAUCCUACGCUCCUGGGCGGUGAAGGACUUUGCGCCGAAUGUGCCGCAGUAUGUGCAGAUUUUUAGGCCGGAGCACAAGCUGCAUGUGAAGUUCGCCGAGCAUGUGGUCUGCGAGGACGAGUUCAAGUAUGCGCUGCUGGCCAAUAACUGCACCUGUCCGGGCGCCAGCACCCUGGUCACCCUCCUGCUGCACACCUCGCGCGGACAGGAGGGGCAGCAGUCUCCGGAGGAGUGGCACCGGCUGUACGGCAAGUGUUCAGGAAACGAGAUCUAUCACAUUAUCCUCGGCGACAGUCGAUUCUUCGGGGAGUAUGAGGGCAAGAGCUUCACCUACGCCAGCUUCCACUCGCAUCGCAAAUAUGGCGUGGCCUUGGUGGGGGUGCGGCCGGCCGAGCUGCCUGAGUUCUAUGAGGACACAAUACUCCUGAAUCCUGGGCCCAGGCACAUUAUGAAAAAGGAUGACACGUGCUAUUAUAUGAGCAUCACCAAGGAGGAGAACUCGGCGUUCGUCGUUAAUCAAAAUCAAACAUCGGACCCCUCCACAGCCGCCAAGGAUGGGGCUGGAGGGGCACCAUCCUCCGCCUCUUCUCAUCAUCCAACAGCUGCAACUGCCAAUAAAACAAUAACCAGAACUACAUCAUCGACUACAACAACAGCAACAACAGUACAAGCAACAACAACAGCAACAAUAAGCACUACUUUCACAUCAUCAACAUUAUUAUCAGCAUCUACUACAACAGCAACAAUAAACGCUGGAUCUGCCCCGUUCGCAGCAGCAGGGGCAGGGGCAGGCGCCUCCAUUGCACCAGUGCCGUCUGUUUGUGUUCGUGUGCCCCAUAGUCCCAACUACGAGAGAAGCAGACGUCCCUCGAUCCUGCCCGUGCCCGAUAUGUUCACGUCCUCAUCGUUCACCAUUGCCGGCUACGACGAUGGCGAGGAGGGAGACGAGAGCGACGACGAGAUCGACGAUGAGAUGCCCUGGCGCUCGCCCUCUGAGCAGAUAGCCAUUGUCAAGGGGUUCCCGCCCGUGUCACCCUUCAUCGGUGUCAGCCCCACGCUCUGUUUCCUGCUCAAAGAGAAGAAGCCUCUCUGUUGUCUGCAGCUGGCUCAGGUAUGCGAGCACUGCAGCUAUAGGAAUGCCAAGGAGUACCAGUGGCAGAACAAGACGAUCAUUCUGGCCGCCGACUAUGCCUCUAGCGGUAUAUACAACUUCAUCAUUCCGCUGAGAGCUCACUUUCGCUCGAAGACCUCACUCAAUCACAUUAUCCUGCUGCUGGAGCGACGUCCGGACGUGGCCUUCCUGGACGUCCUCUCCUACUUUCCCCUGGUGUACUGGAUGCUAGGAUCGAUCGACUGCCUCGACGAUCUCCUGCGUGCGGGCAUCACGCUGGCCGAGAGCGUGGUCGUGGUCAACAAGGAGCUGUCGAACUCGGCCGAGGAGGAUUCCCUCUCCGACUGCAACACCAUAGUAGCUGUGCAGAACAUGUUCAAAUUCUUUCCCAGCAUCAAGAGCAUCACUGAGUUGUCGCAGAGCUCAAACAUGCGGUUUAUGCAGUUCCGGGCCCACGACAAGUACGCCCUGCACCUGAGCAAAAUGGAAAAGCGCGAAAAGGAGCGUGGAUCGCACAUCUCGUACAUGUUCCGCCUGACGUUUGCGGCGGGGGCCGUGUUUAGCGCCUCCAUGCUGGACACGCUGCUGUACCAGGCCUUCGUGAAGGAUUAUGUGAUUACGUUUGUGCGCCUCCUGCUGGGGAUCGACCAGGCUCCGGGCAGCGGUUUCCUGACCUCGAUGCGCAUCACCAAGGAGGACAUGUGGAUACGCACCUACGGCCGGCUCUACCAGAAGCUGUGCUCGACCACCCGCGAGAUACCAAUUGGCAUCUACCGCACCCAGGACACCUCGAAUGCGGACACGUCACAUGUGAGUAACUCGCCGGUCGAUAGAUGGGGACCCUUCUCGGCCUUCGGCAGGCAUUGUGUGCGCUUGCGUCCAUCGUACUCCAUCAAUCUGGCCGACGAGGGCAAGGACAAUCAUGCACAGCAGAUCGAGCGCGCGGAGAUCGACAACCUGGUGAGGAGUCGCAUGGAGUCCUUGAACCUGCCCACCAACGACUACGAUGACGUGAGCGAGAAGCGGAACCACUUGUCCUAUGUGAUAAUCAACCCGAGCUGUGAUCUCAAGCUGGAGGAGGGCGAUCUCAUCUACUUGGUGCGGCCGUCGCCGUUCUCGGCCCAAAAGACCUUUGAGCGCCACAAUUCGCGUCGCAAGUCGAACAUCUCGUUCUGCUCGAACAUCAACCUGGGCGCCACUUGUGGGCCCCAGAUGCAAAACAUGUCCUACACCGCCGUCGGGGCUGGGUCGCGUCGCGGCUCCGGCAUCGCCGGUUUGAACCCAAUGCAAAUGCAGAGCGUUCAGACUUUGGCCGGUCCGACGGUGGUUGGCAAUCAGCGUGGGCGGAGUAACUCAUUGCGGAUCGACAACGACAUACUUCUGCGUCGAUCCUCCUCUCUGAGGCAAGCCCUUCCCAGCGUGGGCGUCAGUCAUGGCCGGCGAAAGUCCUCGCUGGAGGAAAUCGGCAUCAGCCAUUUCACGACCCUGAUGCAGGCCACGAAUCACAGCAACCCCAUCAAGAUCUCGCUCAAUGGCAGCAUAGGCAUGGAGAAUCAGAUUUCUCUCCAGGUCACCCCGCCAGAGGAGCCCACACCCAUGCUGGGCGUGCCCUGCAUGAUGGGCGGCGGUGGCGGCGGCGGCAUAAACCCAUCCGGAACUGGAUCCUCAACUAGUGGCAUGCUGGGGCCUGGCUCUUCGCUGGCGAUCAAUACGGCUGACCUGGGGCCAGGCCCAGGCACCUCAUCGGGGGCCGGUAGCUCCCUGCAGCCCCAGGACUCGCUUGGCCCCCAGUCGUCCCAGGUGUCGUCGCCGCAGCAUCUGCAGGGAACGAUUGUAUGAUACAACCUGAUGUGGGGGCGCCGUCUCCGCACCUCCAUGUCAAAGAACAAAUGGAUAUAGAACACGGCCGGCACACACAGACACACGCGUAGAGAUAAUUUCUGAGAGAAAAAGUAUUAGGGGAGACCAACCCACCCCCAAUGUCUGUGGUGUGCGUCCCAGUCCCUCUCCCUUUUAAGACGAGCCCUGCAUAGGGAAGUGUUUAGCUACCGAUAUAGUGCGAUAGAUUACCAUAGGAAUAGGACUAAUUACGAGUAUAUGCUUUACAAACAACAAACAACAAGCAACAAAAGUUGAGGCAAAUUGUGUUUUGGGAACAAGAUAUGUAGUUAAACUAUUGGAUAGAUUGGAUGAUGAUUUAGCUAACUGUAUAUAUAUAUAUCUGAGCAUAGUUCUAAGUACCCGAUUCGUUUCUAGCAUAUCCGAGGAGCAUAGGAAACUAUCAAAUUCUCAAGCCCCUAUAUCUGUGUGUAUAUCCCACAUAUAUGCAAGUCCUAUUCGGAUUUUGGUCGGCUUAACUUCCUCCCACAUACAUAUAAUAUACCACAUAUAGAUACUUGUCUGAAGGUGCUAUCAAUGUCAUGUACUAUACACAUACACACGAAAAACAUCCCAAGUUUUGUAAAACUCUUUGAAUUGUCUUACACAAUUGUAAAAACAAAGGCAAAUGAAAGAAAAAUAAACUAAACAGGAAACGGUUUUCAUAACAUAGUUUGGAACGGGCUUUGGUAUACUCUAAUGCUUUACGAAACCAACCAAAAAAAUGAUAUAUACAAAUAUAUACAUAUAGAGGCAAAGAAUUUGUAUAUA
This is a messenger RNA of Drosophila miranda, 4974 nucleotides long. RefSeq names its product potassium channel subfamily T member 2-like. The transcript has 25 exons. The record is from RefSeq and is a predicted model, not a curated record. NCBI's taxonomy places the organism in Eukaryota, Metazoa, Arthropoda, Insecta, Diptera, Drosophilidae. The annotation marks the transcript as partial. Gene Ontology annotation, cellular component: membrane. Gene Ontology annotation, biological process: potassium ion transport. Gene Ontology annotation, molecular function: intracellular sodium-activated potassium channel activity.